This is a messenger RNA of Aspergillus alliaceus, 2901 nucleotides long. RefSeq names its product 1-phosphatidylinositol 4-kinase LSB6. Gene Ontology annotation, molecular function: 1-phosphatidylinositol 4-kinase activity. Gene Ontology annotation, cellular component: fungal-type vacuole membrane; lysosomal membrane; endosome. Gene Ontology annotation, biological process: phosphatidylinositol phosphate biosynthetic process; Golgi organization; endosome organization. Lineage: Eukaryota; Fungi; Ascomycota; Eurotiomycetes; Eurotiales; Aspergillaceae. The transcript is spliced from 2 exons. Bases 248 to 2596 code for a protein of 782 amino acids. The record is from RefSeq and is a predicted model, not a curated record.
CUUCUCUCACCACCUAAUCUACAAUUAUUCCUCCCUCUCUUCCCUCCUCCGAAGGGUCUCUUCUUCCCAUUACAUAUAAUUCUCUCCUCUGUGAUUGAGUGAUGCCGUGAUUGCAUUUAUUCUUCUUCUUCUAGUCCAUUCUUUUACUUCCUUUCUUUUCAUUGCCAUUCCUUUCCUCCCCGUCGCUCUGCGUAUGCAACGACUUGUAUUCGCCUCCCGGCUCUUCUAUUAGACCAACAAAUACACCAUGCCCAAAAACCGACCUGCGACCUCGGGUUAUGCCCGUCUGGCCCAGGAAGAAGAAGAUAGAGCCAAUGAUUUGUACGAUUAUUCAGAUGACGAUGACCUCCACGACCCGCUCAGUACGACCUCUCACUCCGCUCCCCGAUAUGCUCCUAUCUCGUCUCGCGCGCAAAUGGAGGCGUCCAUUUUGUCAUCCCCUCCUGAACACCGUAGGAGACCAAGCGGAUACACACGCCGAGGCCGGAGGAAUUCUGGAGUAGACAUCAAGGCCAUUAAUGCGCGCCUCGAGCGGUGGGCCGAAGAAAUCGCCUCCAAAUUCAAAAUCAACAAGGUCAAAGGGAAGACUUUGGAAGAAGAAAAGCUUGAAAUCUACCAUUCCGUUUUUCAGCCUCCGAAUGGCGUCAGACCAAUCUCCGUCGAAGAGCUUGAGUCAGACGAAAUCGAAGGUGCGGCGCGAAGGGCUCGGGAGGAGUUUGAGGAAGUCGUAGAGAGUGUUCGUUCAGCCAUACGGAUGGGAAUGCAACCUCGGAUGAUCUCUCAGGGAAGCUCUGGUAGUUAUUUUGCGCGCAAUGGUGAAGGCAAAGUUGUGGGGGUUUUCAAACCAAAAGACGAGGAGCCCUAUGCGUCGCGCAAUCCCAAGUGGACGAAAUGGAUUCAUCGAAAUUUAUUCCCAUGUUUCUUCGGUCGAGCGUGCCUGAUACCCAACUUGUCCUAUGUCUCCGAAGCAGCUGCCUAUGUACUCGACUCUCGUUUACGUACCAAUCUCGUCCCUUACACUGAUAUUGUGUGGCUAUCUUCUAAGUCAUUUUACUACGACUUCUGGGACCGGAGGAAGGCAUGGAUGGGCAAGAAGCCCCUCCCUCCUAAGGCAGGCAGCUUUCAAGUCUUUCUUAAAGGGUAUAAGGAUGCGAAUCUCUUUUUGCGCGACCAUCCCUGGCCAGAUCAGACCAAUACUGGCUUUCGCGCGGAAGAUGCUCCCAAGCGCAAGAAGCGUCCUUGGAACGAGGCCUGCAGACCUUCCGGAGUGCAGUCGGAUGAUGAAGAUGAGGAAUUCGAGAACGGCUAUCUACAAACCCCGUCACCAAGGGAGCAGAGUAGGGAGCGACGGUUCUACUGGACUGAGGGUCUCAAGCAGUCAUUUCGCGAGGAGUUGGAGAAAUUGGUGAUUUUGGACUACAUUAUGCGCAAUACUGACCGUGGGUUGGAUAAUUGGAUGAUCAAGAUUGAUUGGAACACUGAAGAGGUGUCUAUCGUCGCUGAUCCACCGAAGCCUAACGGGGCUCAGCACGACGAUGACGAUGAACACCUACCUCCCGCUCGUCCUGUUUCUGUCAACACAGAGCGCACAGGCACCUCUCCCCUACCUUAUAGGCGACAUGAGGCGAUGGUCGCAGUGAGUCGCACCGGCACUCCUCUUAACUCAUCGGAACCCCAAGCGUCUAUUCAAAUCGGAGCCAUUGAUAACAGUUUAUCCUGGCCGUGGAAACAUCCUGAUGCUUGGCGAAGCUUUCCGUUCGGCUGGCUCUUCCUUCCAGUGUCCUUGAUUGGACAGCCCUUUUCUCAAAAGACUCGGGAUCAUUUCUUACCCCUUUUAACCUCGACCGCCUGGUGGAGUGGUACUCAGAUGGCUCUUCGGCGCGUAUUUGCCCAGGAUGACGACUUCAAAGAGAGCAUGUUUGCGAGACAGGUUGCAGUUAUGAAGGGGCAGGCUUGGAAUGUUGUGGAGACAUUGAAGCAGCCCGACCAUGGGCCCCUAGAACUCACGAGAAGAACUCGCGUGUGCGUCUGGGACGAUCUGGUAGAUGUUCCUGUUGCAAUCCCUCUUCGUGGACCAUCGACGGAAGCCCAAAAACGCAAGGUGAAGAGCUACGAGAACUACGAUUAUGACCCAGACAAUGAAGAGAUGGAUAUUGGAGCAUCCAUGUCGCUGGGUACGGGUCCUGAGAAUGAUCUCCUGGGCCUGGGAUUAUCCCCGAAUGAGUUGCCCAACCCCAACCGGUUUGAAUUGUCCCGCGGCCGAUCUUACGAGCCUAGCGCAAGAAGAGCUCCAAACGGCAGUCCUGCCACUAUUGGUGAUUACCGGGUUGAUCAAGAUAGUAUUGAUGGCUUAAUUCAAGGGCGAAGUGUAGACCAAAGUUGGCCAUCGCUUCCCCCUCGGCCCGGGAACAAACAUCAAAAACACAGUUCGAUAUCCAGUGGGCGCGGUCAAGCGCAGCUGAUCUGGAGUAGCGACGAUCUCGAAGGAGAUCUUGGAUAUGCCGCUGCUGAGGGGAUGGAAGGGAACCAGCGUAAGGUGAUCGUGGAGCGAUUGGAAGCCGUGAAGAGCAAGAAUCCAGUCUUCACCUGGUGCUGAUGAUAUUCCCUGUACUCCUCUCGUCUCUUGUCUUUUCUUUUAGCCUUGAAGGUUUCAUUUCUUCUGUUCAUCUGUCAUCAUGAUCCUGAUAUCAAUUUUUUAAUUUAGCGUGUUAUGGCAAACGGCAUGAGGAGUCCUUGUUGCUGCAGGGUGCAGCCUUGGUUGGGAAGAAUUCACCUCCAUGUUUGUAUAUAGACUUGAUAUCGCCUCCCCCCCGUAAUUUAUCUUUCCACUUGAUAUAGAUGCAUUCGACGGCGUUAGAAUAUGCAAUCGAUAUCACAAUAUAUAUUCGAAUCGAAUACUCG